Molecule: messenger RNA, 2253 nt
Organism: Lycium ferocissimum
Lineage: Eukaryota; Viridiplantae; Streptophyta; Magnoliopsida; Solanales; Solanaceae
Product: auxin transporter-like protein 4
Exons: 8
Coding region: 451-1923 (490 amino acids)
Cellular component (GO): plasma membrane
Source: RefSeq, a predicted model, not a curated record
UAGGUGCUAUAUUACUGUAACAGUGUUGUGUACUACUUUAUAUCACUUCCUUUCUUUCUUUCUUCUUCUAUACUUCUAUAGUAGCAAAAAAAAAAGCUCUGUUUUUUUGCUACUUUUGAGGUUUCCUUAGCCUGUAUAAAUUGACCAACAUUUAAGUGAAUUGGUUGUUGUUUUCAGAAGAUUUUGUGAUCUUUGCAAUUAAUUCUGAGCUGCACAUUUAUUCACUUGAUUCUUGAAAAGUUGGUUUUUUUUUUUUUUAAAAGCUGCAAACUUAGUUCAAGUUCCUUCUUUCCUUUUUUGACUAUAAAUAAAUUGGGGCGGUUGCUGCUUAAGUGAACAAAAGGAAUAGUUCAAUUACAAGAGGAGUGUAUACUUCUUCUUUAUUGCAGAGAUCUGGUUUACAAGAAAGAGACAUCUUAGUACUACAACAAGAUCUGCCAGAAAUUGAUAAUGUUGAGUGGGAAGCAAGCAGAGGAAGCAAUUGUCCCAAACUUCAAUGAAAGUGAACAUGAUGGUAUUGGCAGUAGCAAAGAAGAAGUUGAGAAAUUAGAUGGAGAAGAUCAGUCACUUUUCAAUGUCAAGAGUUUCCUCUGGCAUGGAGGCUCUGCUUGGGAUGCUUGGUUCAGUUGUGCUUCUAAUCAAGUCGCACAAGUGCUAUUGACAUUACCAUACUCUUUUUCUCAACUUGGUAUGGUAUCAGGCAUAGUGCUACAAAUCUUCUAUGGUCUUGUUGGUAGCUGGACUGCAUACCUCAUUAGUGUUCUCUAUGUUGAAUAUAGAGCAAGAAAAGAAAAAGAAGGUGUUAGCUUCAAAAAUCAUGUCAUUCAGUGGUUUGAAGUGCUUGAUGGACUAUUGGGACCAUACUGGAAAGCAGCAGGCCUUGCCUUUAACUGUACUUUCCUUCUGUUUGGAUCUGUCAUACAACUAAUUGCUUGUGCAAGUAACAUAUAUUACAUCAAUGAUCAUUUGGACAAGAGGACAUGGACUUACAUAUUUGGAGCUUGUUGUGCUACUACUGUUUUCAUUCCUUCUUUCCACAACUAUAGGAUUUGGUCUUUCCUUGGACUUGGAAUGACCACUUAUACUGCAUGGUACUUAACUGUUGCAGCUCUUGUUCAUGGCCAGGUAGAAAAUGUUCAACACACUGCUCCACAUAAGGUGGUGUUGUAUUUCACUGGUGCUACCAAUAUUCUUUACACCUUUGGUGGACAUGCUGUUACUGUGGAAAUUAUGCAUGCAAUGUGGAAACCACAGAAGUUCAAGUACAUAUACUUAAUAGCCACAUUGUAUGUUUUCACCCUAACACUACCAUCAGCUUCAGCAGUUUACUGGGCAUUCGGAGAUCAACUUUUAAACCAUAGUAACGCGUUCUCACUUCUUCCCAAAAACGGGUGGCGCGAUGCUGCUGUGAUCUUGAUGUUGAUUCACCAGUUCAUCACGUUCGGAUUCGCUUGUACUCCAUUGUACUUUGUGUGGGAGAAAGUUAUAGGGAUGCAUGACACAAAAAGCAUAUGUUUAAGGGCACUUGCUAGAUUGCCUGUGGUUAUACCAAUAUGGUUCUUGGCUAUUAUUUUCCCAUUUUUUGGACCUAUCAACUCUGCAGUUGGGGCUCUUUUGGUUAGUUUCACAGUCUACAUCAUACCAGCUGCUGCCCAUAUGCUCACUUAUCGGAAAUCCUCCGCUCGUCAGAAUGCAGCAGAGAAACCACCUUUUUUCAUGCCAAGUUGGACUGUUAUGUAUGUCAUUAAUAUCUUUAUAGUGGUUUGGGUUUUUAUUGUUGGAUUCGGGUUCGGAGGUUGGGCUAGCAUGACCAAUUUCGUCAGACAAGUCGAUACGUUUGGCCUUUUCGCUAAGUGUUAUCAAUGCAAACCUUCACUUCCUCCGGCGAGUCUAUCACCACAUCCGGCACCUGUCCACCACUGAGAAGCUGACCUAGAUCCGCCUCGAUCGACGCCAAAGGAUGUCGGAAAAUUUCAACCUAGACUAUCUUGUAUUAUAUACAUGGGGUUGUAGUAAUACUUCCCUUACAUGUGGUGUGUGUGCCAAAAUUUUCAUUUUUUCCCCUUAAGUUUCAAUUUUUUCUUACAACAUUAGAUAUAAUAGUGUGUUGAAUUGUGAUGAAUCCUUUGCUAUCAAAAGCAUAGGCUAAUUAAAUCAAGUUGUGUUAGUUUUUAAAAGUUCUUUCUUCCCCACUCUUGGUGGAGUAGUAAAUGAUUGUUGUUAUAAAAAGAGGAUUUUAUAUAGUUGUUUUGU